This is a messenger RNA of Tauraco erythrolophus (red-crested turaco), 780 nucleotides long. The record is from RefSeq and is a predicted model, not a curated record. Lineage: Eukaryota; Metazoa; Chordata; Aves; Musophagiformes; Musophagidae.
AUGGAUUUGGAAGUUAAAGGAGUUGCUGCAUCCCCUCAGAGGCAAGCUCAGCUGUCAUCGAGGGGGAAGAAGUGUCAGGGCUGGAGAGCAGAUACAUGGGCUGCUCGUGGUCCUCGCCCACCAGAGGUGCCGUGCCUAGACCUACGGAGGCUGGGAGAUUCUGAUGAAGAGGAUGGGGACUCUUACAUACCAUACAGUGGAAAUAAUCCUCAUACGUGCCCUCUAAAUUCAUCCUCAGAUUGGAGAACAUCGUUACAAACGCCAUAUGCACAGCAUCAUCAGGCUCAACAGGUUAAAAAAUGGCAGAAUAUGAAGAACUCAAUGAAAAUUAAGCCUGAAUAUGCAGUCAUAUUUGCAUUUUUUCUUACUGUGAAACAUAGUGUCAAGAAGUUUCAGAAGUUACACUGGAAGGGAAUUAUAAUAAUGCUGUUCCCGUUCAAUAGAUCAACUAGAGGCUUUUAUAUUGAUUACUCUUUGCUUUAUCAUUCUGUUUUGGAGCAGAAGACAAUACCAGAAAAUCUGCCAUUCCCAACAGACAGAUAUAAACUGAAGUAUCGUCAGUAUGAAGCAGAUAUGAAGGAAGAAUAUAAGCAGUAUUCUCAGAGAAUUGCAGAAAAGAAAAAAGACCACCUCCAGUGUCCGAAAGCUUCAAUAAAGUACCAGUCUGACACCAUCAUGUCAUCUGUUUUCCAAGGAUUGACACCUUUAAAUGCUGUACUACAAGCCUAUCAAAAGGGUGUUUACAGGAGCAGCCAGGUUAAUCCAAAACGGAAGAAAUAG